GGGUGGCAGCGAAGGCCCGCCCCCAGCCGCGCUGCGCGUGCGCCGUGGGGUUGGAGGCUGGCCGCUGCGGCUGGUGGAGGUUGCGGUCGCCGUCGCCAUGGCUGGGAGCGAGGGCUUGGUGUCCGUGGAUUACGAGGUGUCGGGCAGAGUGCAGGGCGUCUUCUUUCGCAAGUACACCCAGAGCGAGGCCAAGCGGCUGGGGCUGGUUGGCUGGGUGCGGAACACGAGCCACGGCACCGUGCAGGGACAGGCCCAGGGCCCGGCCGCCAGGGUGCGGGAGCUGCAGGAGUGGCUGCGGAAGAUCGGGAGCCCCCAGUCCCGCAUCAGCCGGGCCGAGUUCACCAACGAGAAGGAGAUUGCGGCGCUGGAACACUCGGACUUCCAGAUCCGCAAGUAACCUCGUGCAGAAAGCAGCCAACCUGGGGCACGGGCUGCCCUCGCCGAACGUCCAUCCCCACCUCCCGGCCGCUCAGACAGCUGACACCCGGCUCUAGAGAACUGUAUUUCCUUACGUUUCUAACUUAUUGGUUUGUUGUACUGUUGUGUAGCACUAAAACACCCGCGUCGCUUUGACAGGUGGAGCGUGGCUCGGUGUGUCUGUACCGAUGGGGCUGCCCAGGGGCACAGCCUCCGCUCCCCGAAGGCCUGAGCUGUGGGCGGCAGUACUGAGUGCCGCAUGGCGUUGGUGCGACACCGCGCUCGUGCGGAGGAAACUGCAGAAUCGGCGCCAGCUGUAAAUACUGCUGAAAGUGAGAUUGUGGUGACCUACAUGUCUCCGAAGCAAUUUAUUUUGUUCUUUACUCGCGCAGAAGUUUAUUUUUAUUAGAAUAAAGGUACUUGGAGCUUGCUGGA
Phasianus colchicus (ring-necked pheasant) is the source of this 852-nucleotide messenger RNA. RefSeq names its product acylphosphatase 1 (gene ACYP1). NCBI's taxonomy places the organism in Eukaryota, Metazoa, Chordata, Aves, Galliformes, Phasianidae. The record is from RefSeq and is a predicted model, not a curated record. Gene Ontology annotation, molecular function: acylphosphatase activity.